Molecule: messenger RNA, 525 nt
Organism: Aspergillus terreus NIH2624
Lineage: Eukaryota; Fungi; Ascomycota; Eurotiomycetes; Eurotiales; Aspergillaceae
Product: translin
Exons: 6
Coding region: 1-525 (174 amino acids)
Biological process (GO): RNA metabolic process
Cellular component (GO): nucleus; cytoplasm
Molecular function (GO): RNA binding; sequence-specific DNA binding; single-stranded DNA binding
Source: RefSeq, a predicted model, not a curated record
AUGAUCGACCACACCAUCUUCGAAGACCUCCAAGCCAAAAUCGACGAGGAGGCCGCCGUGCGCGACGAGCUGCACGACAUUGUCCAGACGCUCGCGCGGAAGGGGAGAUCCACACAGGCGAUUCUCUCGAGAGCGCACUCGACACCUGCGGACCAGUUGAAACCCGUCCUCGAGGAUGCGACCACGGAGAUCAUCGCGCAGCGGGACGAAGUCCUCCGCUUGAAGAGCGUGGCCGACAAGCACCCGUUCUACAAGUACAACGGCGUGUGGACGCGCGAGCUGCAGAAUCUCGUCAGACCGUCUCCUCACCCACACGUCGUCGCCUCCGUCGAGCUGUGCGCGUGGCUCGGCGGGUUCGAAGAGUACAAGAGCUCCGGCUCUGCGUUCCUCACGAUCGAGGAGGUCGGAAAGUUCCUCGACGUCCCGGUCAACCUCAAGGAGCAGGAUGCGUUCCACCUGACGAUUGAGGAGUAUCUGCUGGCGCUGAUUUCCAUGGUGGAAGAAUUGGUUUGUCGCCCCGUUUGA